AAUCAGUUAGAAAACAAAAUAUGUAACAGAAUCAGUUUUGAGCUAUAAAUGAAUUUCAUAAUGACACUAUUUAAUAUUUAUUGAUGAAAUAUUUUUCUUCCCACCGUCAACGAAACCUAUAAAUAAAGCACCUCAUAUUGUUUCCAAUUUUCCUUUACACUAUUAUACAAACACUCUCUUCUUCGCUGAAUCUCUCUGACUCUGAUUCAGUGAUUCUAAUCCUUAUUAGUUUUAUUGCACUUUCUGAACUCAAUUCUACUCUUAAUUCAGGUUUGCUUCUUAGCAUGUUUCCUUCUUUGAAGCACGUUACCUUCUUUGGAAUUUCUUUAUUUUCUUCCGUAGUGUUCAUAUUGUAUUUUACUUAAGUGGUGGUGUUAAGUUGGGUUGAUGGAGAACUGGAGUAACAGAAUUUGGGUUUUGAUGAGGGAAUGGAUUCUGCAGCUUCUUCUAAUUGGGUUGUUGUUUAAAUUUUGGAAGAGAUUAAUGAGCAAUGAAAGGUCUUAUUGAUGGGAAUAUUGUGUUUUAUUUCGUAGUAUCAUGGCUAUUAUAACAACAACAAAGAGGACUCAACGGUUCCAUCGUACAACACCACCAACAUGCAAGUAUUGGCUAGCUGGGAGAUGCAACAGAAAUCCUUGUGGAUUUUCACAUAGCUUACCAACCUCGCCAUCCAAUGUAUACUAUAAUGCUAAUACGACAUAUAAGCAUUCGAAGAAGCCUGAUUCGUCCGUUGAGAAGAUGGCCAGUUCCUCUGCUAAGAAGGCAAUAAAUUGCACACCCAAGGCCUUCAAGAAGCCAGAAAAUUGUGCACUAAAGGCUGUUGAGUGCAGACCAGAAGCUAUAUCUGUUGAGAAGCCAAGCAAGUGUGAAGAAAAAGCUGUAUUAAUUGAAAAGACUGCAGACGUGGAAGAUGUGGCCACUGUUGCUAAGGCUUCUGUGGAUAAAUCACACAGUAUUUGCAAAUCUUGGAUGACUGACAAUUGUGUGGAUGGUGACUUGUGUCAGAAUUUGCAUUCAUGGUUUUAUGGUGAUGGGUUUUCUACGCUUGCAAAGCUUCAUGAACACAACGAGGCAAUCACUGGCAUUGCACUGCCGGCUGGUUCAAACAAACUUAUUUCUGGUAGCACUGAUGGCACAGUUCGGGCAUGGGACUGCAACACUGGCCAUUGUGUUAACAUGAUCCAACUUGAUUCUCAAGUUACCUCACUCAUAUCUGAGGGCCCAUGGAUUUUUGCCGGUGUGAAAAAUGCUGUGAAGGCAUGGAAUAUUCAGACGGGUGCAGAUGUUACUCUUGAUGGACCGAAAGGGCAAGUCCUUUCCUUGAAUGUUGGCAAUGAUAUCCUCCUUGCUGGAGCAGAGGAUGGUGUUAUUUAUGCUUGGAGAUGCAGCUUUGAGUCUCCUUUCAAAAUGGUUGCAACACUAAGUGGUCAUAGUAAACCAGUGGUUUGUCUUGCUAUUGGAUCACACAAGAUGCUUUAUUCUGGAUCCAUGGACCAUAGCAUUAAGGUUUGGGACCUUGAUACAUUACAGUGCACAAUGACACUUAACGGACAUACCGACUUUGUCACAUCACUUAUUUGCUGGGACAACUACUUGUUAUCGGGUUCAUCUGAUUGCACAGUCAAUGUUUGGGUGUGCACCGAGGAGGGAACUCUAGAAGUGACAUACACUCACACUCACGAAAAUGCUGUUAUUGGACUGUAUGGAAUGACCGAUGCAGAGGCCAAGCCAAUAUUGUUCUGCUCGUGCAAAGAUAAUUCAAUUCGUAUGUAUGAAUUGCCGACAUUUCUAGAGAGAGGUCGACUAUUUACAAGACAAGAAGUUCGAUCCUUUCAGAUAGGCCCUGGCGGACUCUUCUUCACUGGAGAUGGGACUGGUUUAUUAAAUGUGUGGAAAUGGUUAGAAGAGGCCAAGGUGCCAACAUAGGAAAAUACAUCUUGAGUUACAUGAUGAGUUAUUCUAAUUACUUUGAUGUGGUGACCUUAUCUUUGUUCUCUGAAUGUAUGAAUUAACUGAGCAUACUUGAUGUUGGGGUUGGGCAUAUUGGUUCUUGAAGUACAAGAAUUUAGAGAAGUAUUAUUGAUUCUCUGAAAUAUCAAAAAGAUUGAUUCUUGAAGCAAAAGAAACAGCAAAAAAAAAUAAGAAAAUCGAAAA
Arachis ipaensis is the source of this 2154-nucleotide messenger RNA. RefSeq names its product zinc finger CCCH domain-containing protein 48-like. The record is from RefSeq and is a predicted model, not a curated record. Gene Ontology annotation, molecular function: protein binding; metal ion binding. NCBI's taxonomy places the organism in Eukaryota, Viridiplantae, Streptophyta, Magnoliopsida, Fabales, Fabaceae.